AUGAUGAUGGGGGAGCCACUGGAUCAUUCGGGUACGCGGAAAAUUGAGUGUCUCGAGGAACAGGGGGAUGCGGUUUGGGAAAUUGAUAGAAAUGCCCAAACUUUAAAGUUUACAGGACAUGUAAGAACUACCGAAGGAAUAAGAGGACUAGCAGUUUCCUCCAUUACACAUCACAUCACUUUAGAAUUGGUACUGCCAAUGGAACAGAUGAUAAGAGCACUCACAUUAGAUAGUGUUGGGGAGAAUUCUACCUCUGCUAGACAUAGGGGACCUAGGCCUCGCAACCGUCCUUCUCCACGUGUUAGAGUUCAUGGUCCACAUGUUCCUCAAUAUGAUAACGCUGGUGCAGGUGAAAAUGGAUUUGCAAGGAAUGGUCGUGUUGAAUCAGAGGAGGAUCCUUCUGAAUACUUAGGAGAUAGUAGUGUCAAUGGGGAUUUGCCCAAUGGACACUAA
Vicia faba (fava bean) is the source of this 453-nucleotide messenger RNA. The record is from the annotation of a GenBank genome assembly. NCBI's taxonomy places the organism in Eukaryota, Viridiplantae, Streptophyta, Magnoliopsida, Fabales, Fabaceae.